CGCUCUUUCCCAUUCACCUGAAAUAUCCACUACAAGCUUCGAUCGCGACCAUGGUCCACUCGAUGUUGCGCGCUGGCGCCCUCGCGGCGAUAUCUGUCCACUUCGCCACUUCAACCUACGCUCUUCCGCUACCAAUCGCUGCGCGACACACAGAUGGUUAUCGGUCUGUCGGUAGCGCUCAGCAACACUCAAAGCGAAACGUUGUGAUUGCUGGAGAUGUGUUGCCUGACAACCUCCUGGAUGGAUCAUCGGCCUGCGUUGACGUGAACUGUGGCGAUAGCCUCGGGAUCGCGAGCCUUAGUGCCAUCACCGUUUCUGAGGCUCCCGCUGCGGCACCUGCUCCGGACGUUUCAGCCGUUCGCCAUCACGAUAACGAUACUGUAGUCAUUGUUGAUGGCGAUCACAAGACCGUCAGGAUCCCACGAAGUACGCUCUCGAUGAACGCAACGACGUCAGGGACGCUCGCACUGAUGAUGCCUGAAGAGGGAUCUGCCGAUAUGACGGAAAUCGCUUCGCUAGUCAUCGCCUCAUCCAACGAUACCCCGUCCCCUUUCGUCUUGGAUGCGUCUGCCGUGAACUCGACCCAAUUCAUGAUGAACGUCCUGGAUCAAAGCAUGCUCGCUACCAUGGGUGCCGAGCAAUCACCUCUGCCCUCUGCAAAAGUCACGGUCACGCUAUCCACUGCGCAUCCGGAUAGCGUCGAGGGCCGGGUUCUAUGUACGACUUUCGACCCGGCUCCAACGUCCCCAGCACAGUUCACCAUGGAAGGUUGUCUCACCGGUCCUGGAUCGGGCAGCAAGAGCCAGCUCUUCUUGUUCGACCAGGAGACGGGUCAAGUCUCGCCGAUGUGGCAGGGCCAGUCGGAUGCCUCUGCGGCAGCCGUCGACGACGCUCCCAACGAGGAUCCCGAGUUCGGCUCCAAGGACGCCUCGGACGGCAACGAUAUGCCGUCGAUGGCGGCUGGCGUCGACCCGCUUACGCCCUUAAACAAUCAGAUCGCCUCCGUGACAGAUGUCGGUGACGAUCUCGCUGGUUCCGAGCUGGCUAUGUCGGAGUCUCCUGUGACGUUUUCCUCUACCCCGGAUGUGGCUUUCUCCAGUCCAACGCCCUCGGCUGCCGCCUCCUCUACGAAUGCACCUGCCGGUGCAGCACCUCAGAGCGUCAUCUUCGUAUUCAAACCAAGUGACUGAUUCCACGACCCGACGUGCUAGCGCACUUCGCUACACCAAGACGCUAUCGGACCGUAUUUGUUUUCCAGAAAACCGACGGAUCUGGUGGCGACGGCUUCCGCACCUCGACGUAGAGUGUAUCCG
Punctularia strigosozonata HHB-11173 SS5 is the source of this 1313-nucleotide messenger RNA. RefSeq lists its product as uncharacterized. Lineage: Eukaryota; Fungi; Basidiomycota; Agaricomycetes; Corticiales; Punctulariaceae. The record is from RefSeq and is a predicted model, not a curated record. The coding region runs from base 51 to 1190 and encodes 379 amino acids. The transcript is spliced from 5 exons.